AUGCCAUUUACACUCAACACCUCCGCAUCAUUUGCAUUGACAUCCUCUACCUCAUCUGGAGAUAACUGGGGCCGCGCAUAUCAAACCAAGACUACCAUCAACAAAGACGGCACGACACGCACAAAACGUACGCAACGAUUAGGAGAACCCAUUAUUGAAGAAACGAGACGAUGGGAUGGGAAAGGAAGAAGAGUCUUGGAGGAUGGGAGUGUGUAUGAGAAGAAUGGGAAGGGGAAGGGAUGGGUACAGGUUCAGGGGCCUACUGUGGUGAAACCGAUUCAGAGUGGGAAUGGUGGGGGCAAUAGGAGGAAAGGAACGAUUUUGGGGAUGACGUGUGAGCCGAGUAGGAAUGUGGUUGGGGAUGGGAAUGGGUUGGGGAGGAAUUUUGGGAAGGGGGGAGUGGGGACUGGGACGGAAAAUUGGUUGAAUGGGAUUAUGGGGAAGGUGGCGAAUGAUGCGUUGGAGAGUAGAGGACGAGGAAGGAUUUUGCAGGUGGUGGAUAGUGAGGAGGGUGAGGAGGAUUAUACGGAUAGUGAGGAGUAUACUAGUGGGGAGUAUACGAGUAGUGAGGGGGAGGAAGAAGAGGUAGAGGAGAAACCAAGUGUUAAGAAGAGCACUGCGACAUUAAAGGCGAAAAGCAAGAUGGGGAAGCAGAGGCAAGAGAAACCUACCAAGACGAAAAUACUACAGGAGUCUAGUAGUGAAGAGGAGGAGGAGGAUGACGUCGAUGAUGAUGGGUAUGAAAUUGAAGAGUUAAUUUCAUCCGAUGAAGAGGAGUUUGAGGAAGAUGAAGAGGAAGAGGAAGAAGAGAAACCACAACCGAAAAAGCCCGUGGAGAAAAAAACUGCAGAGAAGCCAAAGUUUCCGAAAGGAAAGAAGAGCGUCGCAAUUCAAUAA
Sclerotinia sclerotiorum 1980 UF-70 is the source of this 897-nucleotide messenger RNA. RefSeq lists its product with no specific name. The record is from RefSeq and is a predicted model, not a curated record. Lineage: Eukaryota; Fungi; Ascomycota; Leotiomycetes; Helotiales; Sclerotiniaceae. The transcript has a single exon. Bases 1 to 897 code for a protein of 298 amino acids.